This is a messenger RNA of Heterobasidion irregulare TC 32-1, 3603 nucleotides long. RefSeq lists its product as uncharacterized. Bases 1 to 3603 code for a protein of 1200 amino acids. NCBI's taxonomy places the organism in Eukaryota, Fungi, Basidiomycota, Agaricomycetes, Russulales, Bondarzewiaceae. The record is from RefSeq and is a predicted model, not a curated record. The transcript is spliced from 17 exons.
AUGUCUGCUCCCGUGAGAUCUCGCUAUUAUGAGGACAUACUUGCCGUCACGAACCACAUUUCCAUGCCGGAUUGGGAGGAUACAUCGACCAAAAUAAUUGAAGUCUUGGCCCGUGAUAUAACUUUUCCUCAGCCGUUCUCCGUGAAGGAAGUUGUUAUCUGCGGUACUUCAUUCUUCCAGCCCGCUCCACAUGAUAGGUUCUUUCUGGAUAAAACCGCUUUUUUUCUGAAUCACAUAACCAAGGACGAUAUGUAUGAAGGAGUCCAAGCCCCUUAUUCAGUCGUUCGACAAAUCAAAGUGUCUAUGACCACCGGCCUCGUUGUAGUUACCCUGUCGUCUCCCGCAGUAGUGGGAGAUAAACAGAUGGAUAACAUUCCCAAAGAUAGGCCUAUGCUCAUGACUUUCAACUUACUGGCAUCCGAUAUAGACAGGUUCACACGCGCCGUGAAGGCGCGAAAUUUGGAACGUGCCCUUUCAUGGGACGGCCCCUCCUUGUCUAACACAACAGAGCGUAUAUCAAUCAAUUCACCGAUCAAAUUGGAUAUAGAAGGUCGAAACCCUUUCCAUUCAGCCUCUUAUGAGGAGAAAGUCAAGAUUGUAGAGCAAGAGAGAAGCGACGAUAACAUAGGCUAUAUCAGCGGGUUUCACAACAGAAAGGAAAAUAUCAGCGACGCUGAAAUUCCGGUCUCUGAUACGGCAUAUAAGUCUGACCUAUCUCGCCAAAUCAGCGUUCCGGACAUUGGCUUCAGUACACCCGCUGGCAUUGGCGGCCUCCCCUCUCAAGGAAAAGCGUGGACAAUCGUUCCCGCUCUUCCUAUCACUGGACAGACCGACCAACAUGCAAAGACCAUUUCCGAUACCGCCUCUAUCAUUCAUCAACAUCCAAGUGAUGAUAAAGACGAGGUGCCUUCCCUCCGAUCAUCUUCAGAUUACAAUACUCUUCGUCGUUCACGCAGUCAGGACAUGCGCGACAAGAUUUUUGGGACUAGUGACGAGGAACUUACCGACAUCUCUGAUAGCGAACUUGUGCAUAGAUCUACUAAAGCCCCUGGGAACGUAAAGCCUGUUUCGAAGGCAAAAGGUUCGCAGUCUUGGAUUGACCUUGUUCAGCUGCUAACCAGCACGGAUCAAGGGUCAAAAUCAAACAGAAAGGUGGUGGCCCCCUCUCGGAGCCAAAGCGGCGUUUUGGAUGACGGGAAAGAAGCUGCUGACCAGAAGCAGGUCGACAAAAAACCUACAUCUGCGCCUCUUGGGCAACUCAUUCGGCAGAGCACUAAAGCAAAGCAGGCUGUUCCGAACGGUGCAUCCAAACGAUCUACCCCGCCGCCAAUUGGCGACUGUGUCGACGACAUAUCUGCUAAAAUAUUCAUGGAUACAAGAGGGAGGAAACCUCGCGCAUCGGCUGCCGCUGCUUUGAAAAGAAUUGCUCGAGAUGCACAAAGCCCAGAGAUGGACGAUCAUUUUGCUGAACCGGAUGAGACGUCAGGUGUAUUCGAUAAUAUCUACAACACAUUGAACACGAAGCCAACCAUGGGAACAGCCGACAAUGCUUCCGAUACUCAGACAUUUUCAUCUCCAGGACAUCGCGACGAAAUACCCGUGCCUGUAGAGACCGAAGGAACCGCUCGGGCUACUGAUGUUAAGCGCAAACGCAGAACUGUACCCGACAACGGACCCGCUCGUCCCCAACGGCCUUCCAAACGACGAAAAGCUUCAAUGGCGUCAGACAUCGAACUUGAAUUCAACAAACCUCAAGCACAAAGUGCUCUGCGCAGCACUGCGAGGAAGUACGGCCAUCAGAAGCAGAAGUAUAGAAGAUUGCCCCCGGCUCCAAUUUUGUCAGUGGACUACGACGAAGUACCACCCAUUUCCACGGCCAAACCCGCCUUGCCUUCAUCGAGUCAUGAAUCGAGCCCCCCUGCUCCAAUUGCCGUAAUCGUUCCAAGAUCUCGAGUUGCCGCCAUGAAACCUAAGGAUACAGAACAUAUGGCACCUGCAAGAACAAGCGAAAAUCGUGCUGAUUUGAACAUGGCUGCUCUACAAGGGAUCGAAACCCAUCCUCUUGUGUCGAAGUCUGGGCCUAGGGUGGCGAACUCUGCGGGAGGCCCCUCGAAAAUAUCUCGAGUUGUAGCCGAACAAAGUUCAAAGCCGCCUCGUGAGCCUCAACCGGUCAUGACAGAAGUAGAACAGGGUGACAAAGAUGUUAACUCCUCGGAACUGCGUGAGAUGGCUUGUGAAGUCAUUAAUCAGGGUCGCGGCACGGCGGUGGUCAAAGACGUGAUCCCACACCUGAACAUAGCUAAACCAGUGGGAACUCAGGCCCUCGAGCCAGAACCACAGCCCAGAUCAAAUAUCAAACACAGUUUCCGAAACUCAGCCAAAGAAGCCUACCGCAAAAUCCACCGGAACAGCCAAGGUUCUGACCACGCCAUCUCACCCUUUGAAGCCUCUAAGCUAGGUAUGCCCGAUCCCCAAUCGUCAUCGAAAGAGAAAAAGAGUCAGGCUUUCCGCUUCGUAUUAGAACGUACGGACGAGGGCUCUGAUGAACUAGAGAAGAUUGAAGAACGGAGAUUGAGACUGGGUCCAUCGUCAAAAGAAAAGAAAAAACAAGAAGCCGUGACGAUAGAUCUCACGCAAGAUGAUGAAGACUUAAAGUUACAACCGCAUUGGAGUAGUGCCCGAUCGCCCUCCGCCUUCUCUAAUCUGUCGCUCGUGAACCGCGAGCAGAAUGACUUGCUCGCUCCUCCCCCCGACGUUGAAGACGAUAAAAUCAAGUAUAAUGACUUCGAAGUUUCACUUGACUCAUCCCUUCGUAUGCAAAGUCCCUUGAGGGAAGUAUCUCCAGACAACUCCUCAGUGCCUUCACCGAUUCCACGCAAGACUACAUCUGUCGCUGGGCCGAAAAAGAACGUAGCAUUUUCGUUUGCCAUCGAGGAUGACGAUGACGAUGACAGUGAAGGUUCAUUUGGAGAUUACAUUCCUCGAGAGAAACUGUCAAAUUGGCCAUCGAAGGAAGCACCGAUCGAGGACCGCACCAGGGUGAUACCGCGGCAAAGGAAGCAAAUUUACUUUGGAACGAGAGAGCCCUUGAAGAAAUUACAACACCAAUCACGUCCGGAGCGGGAGCAGCAAACGCAACAUGUCGGAUCAAAGUUCGCCAAGCCUACUAGCGUCGCUCGCAACUCGACCGGAGAACACUCCAUUCCUGCGAAAUUGCUUCCCCAAGAUUUUGAUUCUGAAAUAAGCGCGAUCAUCGACGAGAUUACCUGCGUUAUUCAGGCCAGGAUUUCAAACCUGUAUGACGGAGUUCGAGACAGUGUUCGCAACGCUCGACAGCAAUUGCUCUCUCAAGCCGCGAAUGAUCUACGUUCACUGAACGAGCUGAACGUUACAACCUUCAACAAUCUCAUAGACCUUGAAGCCGCUUACGUCGAUUACUCAAAGCGUUUCCUUACCGCGCUAGGCGAAGCCGGGCGCCUUGGAGAAGAGGGGCUACAACUUUCAAAGAAUCUCUUGAGGGAACAUGACCGCGGUGUGCAGAUCCACACCAGCAAGUUACUAACUUUGCGGGAGCUACCCGAAAGUGUAACGAAGUGGCUUUGA